AUCCAUUCAAGCCAACAAGUUUGGAGAGAAUGUUGAGUUUAAUCAAUGCAGAACGUCGUGAUGGAGCCCAACUCAUUGAAGUGGGUCGGCUCACCCUGUGCUUUGCAAGGACCUCGCAUUUUCUACAAAGCCUUUAAAUUUCACAUUCACGGCAAACCGAGAAUUCUGUCGCUCGGUGACUUUUUCUUUGUAAGAUGUGAACCAGAGGAACCCAUUUGCAUAGCGGAACUCCAGCUGUUGUGGGAAGAAAAAACAUCCAAGCAACUUUUAUCGAGCUCUAAACUUUACUUUCUUCCAGAAGAUACUCCCCGGGGAAGAGCUGUCAGUCAUGGAGAGGAUGAGAUUAUCGCUGCUUCUGAGAAAGUAGUCGUGAAGUUGGAAAACUUGGCAAAAUGGACCAUGUCAGAUUUCUCAGAGUGGAAAUAUGGACUGGAAGCAAUGGUCCUGAAGCCUUCCAUAGUCAAGGAACUCUGCCAAAAUGGACAGAAGCAGGUUCUGCACAAGUACAGGGAAUCAACUCUCAACAGUGGCCUCAACUUCAAGGAUGUCUUAAACGAAAAGGCGGAAUUGGGUGAAGAUGAGGAGAGAGUUCUGGUUCUGAGCUACCCACAGUACUGUCGGUAUCGGUCCGUUAUCGCCCGCCUGAGAGAGUGGCCCUCGUCCUUGGUGAUAGAGCAUGUUGUGCUGGCCUUGGGUGGCAUCGUCUCUCUGGGCAGCAGCACCCAUAUAUUCUACUGCCGCGAAACCUUCAACCACCCCGCACUCCCCGAAAAUGGAAACAUCUCCGACAAAUUUGGCCCUACUUUGAAAGGCCGGCUCCGAAGGAACAAGCUACCGCUCUCCCAGCAGCACAAAGCCCAGGGUCUGUGCAAUGCCAAGGAAGCCGGCAACACUGAGGACAAGACCACGGUUAAGGCAAAAACAGAGAGUAAGGCAUUUGUUACCAAGCCCAAAAGCAGCAGUGCCUGUAAGAAGGUAUUUGCUGUCAAGAAGUCCAAGCUGGCUGCAAUUGAAGGAUCCCGUGUUGAUGAGCAGGCAUUUCUAGUAGCUCUCUACAAAUUCAUGAAAGAGAGGAAAACACCCAUUGAAAGGAUACCCUACCUGGGAUUCAAGCAAAUAAACCUUUGGACUAUGUUUCAAGCUGCUCAGAAAUUGGGAGGAUAUGAACUGAUUACAGCUCGCCGCCAGUGGAAAAACGUAUAUAAUGAGCUUGGGGGCAACCCUGGAAGCACAAGUGCUGCAACCUGCACACGCAGACACUAUGAGAGGCUGAUCCUCCCGUAUGAGAAGUACAUGAAAGGGGAAGAAGACAAGCUCAUUCCUCAGGUCAAGCCACGAAAACAGGAGUGUGGCAUCCUAGACAGUGGCAGCAAGGCACAGGCUAUUGUAACAAACCACACCAAAGACGAGCAUCAACCGGAACCCAAGACUGACAACUUUAAUUCAGAAAAAGGACUUUCCUCUUCACAGGUACCUGACAAUACCGAGGAGAGUCCAGAGUUUUGGCAGCCCCCGCAAAUGGGAAAUGAGAAGGAAGAGGAAUUACACCUCUCCGACAAAAAUGAGACUCAGGACAUCUAUGUACAAGCGAUGACACCACCGUCCCCUGCCUUUUCUGUAAAAAAUGGUCCAUCUGAGCACCUUUCCAAGGACAACUCAUUUCAGUAUUCACAGGAGCAUCACGACGAGUGUGAAUUCCUAGAAAAGCAUGGCUCCAAGGUGCUGGAGAACUCCAAUGGGCUUUGCCAGGGUACUAAUCUGUUAUUGUAUCAAGGGAAGGAACAAUGGCAGUGCAGCCACCCUGAAUAUAAUGUACCUAAGAAGCAGGACCUUUCAGUAAAGACUCCAAGUCAUGUGGGCAUGGUACUGCCCAAUUUAAAAUCAAAGCCAUUGCCCAAUUUAAAAUCAAAGCCAUUGCCCACUUUAAAAUCAAAGCCAUUGCCCACUUUAAAAUCAAAGCCAUUGCCCACUUUAACAUCCAAGCCAUUGCCCACUUUAAAAUCCAAGCCGUUGCACUCUCCUACAGCCUGUAACACAUUAGCUAAUGAGAUAGAUCUUCCCAGCAAGGAAGAGUCAUGUUUCAGUCAUUUACCAAUGUUAUACCCAAAGGGACACCUGGGUAUUAUGUCUCCCUUGGCUAAGAAGAAGCUUCUGUCUCAGGUCAGUGGUACUUCAUUUGCUAGUAAUUAUUCCUUAGGUUCUGCUCUUCUAAUGGUCAAGAAUAAAUGUUUAACUAAAAGUCCUGUGGAACUGCUUCCAGUGGAGGAUUCACGCGUGUCCAGUGCGGAGACCGUGGUAAUUAAGAGACCAUCUGUAAUACAACAUGCUCACAGUUUUAAACCCCCAGGUGUGGAAGAGAGAAGGCUCAAACAUGAAGAUUUGAAGACAGAUUUUUGCAGGACAUGCAAACCUUCUCAGUUUCACCUACAGGAAAAGCAUAUCAUUGACUCAUACCCACUCAGUACUAAUGCUCUCAAGAACAUGGAGAAAACAGGAGAUGAUCAAAAAUUGUAUGAUUCCCAGGCACCAAACGUCUUUGGUAACUUUCAUUCCUGUCCACAUCUGCAUAGCAUUUACCAGCAAACAGAAUAUCAUAUGUUUAAGGAGCCCCUGACAGAAUACUGGAAAAGAAAAUUGUUUUCAGGAGACUGUAACAAUACUCAGAUGUCAUAUCCAAGCAGUCAACAUGAUAGUAUCAGCUUAGAUUAUGAUAGACUUCUAAAUAAAAAUGAGAAAAUAGCACCGGAGGACCAAGCCAGAGAUUUGAGUCUUCCUAAGGAUUCUGUUCAUGAAUCAUCAUCCAUCAAAGCCCAUAGCAUCACACAUCCUGAUAUGAAGUAUCCCCCCCUUUCGUCCAAGAAUAGUCACCAGACCGUCAACCUGGACUAUCACCCCAAGGCUUGCCGUAUCUCCCCGAUCACAAUAUCUAGCCAGGAAACAGCUGUAGAAACUCUCCCAAAAUAUCCAGACAAAGAAGAUGACAUUGUUAAUCCAGAAAUGGAGGAGCUAGUACAGCCAAUUCUGAACACUAAGUAUAAUAUGCAGAAUAUUGCUGCUACCAGGCCCUUGAAAAGGUAUCAGCAAGAUUUAGAAAACGGGGUUCCUGAGAAGAAGAUCCAGGCCAUGACUCCUGUCCCCUCCACAGCAGGGACUGAAAAGACAGCCGACAGUGAAAGUGUAAGAUUAAAAUCAGUGGAUAUGUCUCAUGCCAUGCAUGCCUACAGCCAUGUUGAGAACCUUAUACUAUCCCCACAAUCCCUUAUCUUCCCCAAACUGUACCCUGGGACACCCUUUUCUCAGGUACAGAAUGUCUGUAACGGUUUGAACUCCCAAAUCCCAGAUGAUAUGUCCCACCCUUUCCAGUUCUUGAAGAACUCGGCCAUCAUCUCCCCACUCAGGCCUCGGUUUGAAUUCCACUCCACCACCGAUCUUCAAAACUUGGACAAGCACCGUGUUUGGGUUUCCUACGAUGAUUUUCUCUCCACCCUGAGUUCCCAGUCAUCCUUCAACCUCCCACAACUUUCCUCUGAGUUCCCCAGCCCCAAUAUGUCAUAGAUAGACUAGUUUGAUUUUUCACAUUGGCAAGGUGAUUUCCUGGUUCUGCUGGAUAUGGGGUAAGAUGUGGAGAUAUGGAGGUAAAGCUGUCAUCAGGAGGACACAUAAGUUUUGUGUUUAUUUGGCUAUGUUUCCAAAAUUUGACAGACUGGCCAAGAAUUGAAUGAUUCAAGGAUUUCUGUUGGUCACGUGCAAAGGCAUACAGUGAGACUAUAAACCUGCAGUGGAAUGAAAGGCCGUCAAUUCUGCCAUAAUGAAAAUAGCAAUAGUAAUAAAAUAAACAUUAAAAAAUUAUACACAAGUAAUAAAUAAGGAACAGAAAGUUAUAUUGAUGAAGAACGGGAAAAAACUGAGAAAAACGCUGUGCUGAAAUAAAGUGUGUGGUGCAUGUAUGAGGAACAAGUGUUAAACUAAACUCAAUAUUUAGUCAACACGAUGUAUAGAGAAAAUCUGAUAAAUUACUGGCUUCCUUUUUUGAAAGCACUGUAAGAAAUUAUAUGUUUACUAUCAGAAGAAUUCUUUAUUUGGGGAGCCUCUUUAAGUGCAAGCAAUUUGCAGUUUAGGAGCUUCUUCUGACAUCAGUGUGGAUUACGAAUGACUAUGCAUCUGGAACACUGUAGUAUUGUCACAUUCCAUAUACAUUUAUACACAACGGUGUAUCAGGGGAAAAAAUCCUCACUAUUUUAUUACAGUUCUGUAAAAAUGUUUUGCAGCUCUGACAAUGUCUUUAUAUCUGCCCAUGUCUAAAAUUGCUCAUUUUGUGUUUUAUUCACUAUCUACUAUUUGUAUACAGGAAUUGAAUAUAAGUUGUAUUACAUCUUUUGGUUAGGCAUGUAAGCAGUGGCUUUUGGGACUGUCCGUUAUGUAUACAAGUACUGCUGCAGAAGACCAAGAGCAUUUUUCUGCACCUGAGAUACAUGUAUCAUUUUGUUAGAAAGCUGAUUCGGUGCUUUAUACUUUGUAAGUCCAACCUUACUGAGUGACUCUGUGAAGGAAAGAAAAUGGCCCUUCUCAUUACAUUACACAUCAUGUGAUCAAUGUUACCCAGGCAAUUUCACAUGGACACGGUAUCAUUAUGUAAUAAAUGUUACUUAUUGACAAAAUGAUAUUCUGUUCAUUUCACAGAGUGAACGUAGAUUUGGGCUGAGUCAUAUUAAAACAAUUCCUACUACUCCAGGGUAGUUAAACUUUUCUGAUUCUGAUAGUAGUAUAUGCGUUUGUAGCCAUAACUUGGACCAUCAUGACACAGGUUAGUUUUACCUUGUUAAUAACAUGUUACUCCAAUAACUGUUACAAACCUGCUUAGUACUAGUGGAACUGCCGAUUCAGACAUUUGGUACAUGGCCUUUUAUUAGGUAGUAAAGUGAUUUGGUUAAUUCUGAUAAUGAACAGAAACGUGCACCAAACAUCGGAAGUGUGGUUCUUGCCAUACUGAAUAUGAUGACUGCUGCAACAACACAUGUAUGUAACUGAGCCUCAAAGUUCAUUCAAUUUACGUAUGAGCUUUGGAAGUUUGGCCAUUUUAUAUACGGGCAAUUACGAUGUUAUGAAGAGGUGAAAUAACUUUUAAUUUUGAACAAAAAAUGGGCUGUUUUCAUAUGGAUAUUUACUGCAGUUAUUCACUGUAAGAUUUGUAGUACUGGCACUAAUGGAAAGAUUUAGUGUGGUCACCAUACAGAAACCGCUAUGGGACAAUCUGGCUACAUUUCUAACUGGAGUUGUUGAGUUAAUCAUUUUAAGGAUCACUUAAAAACAUGUUCAGUAUUACAUUUUUGCAUCCAUCUGUAGGCUAUAACCUUUCUCCCAGAAAAACACAUUUGUCUGUAUAUAUAAUGUAUAAUAUCUUUUAAACAUUUGUUAGGAGUGUACUUUGUAUAUAAUGUAAAAGUUGUAAAACAAUACGCUUUGUUUUUUAAGGUUGCGGAAUGACCUUACAGAUUUUAAAAAAAGCAUUUAAGAAUAAUAAACUGAUUAUAGCACUUAUGUUUUUUUUUUCUUAAUUCAUUUUUGCAUUAUUGAAAUGCUUUUAACGCUGUGGGUCAUCAGGUUCCCAGUCAAAUGGGCAGCAUAAUAUUUUGCAUUUUAUGUUUCCCUGUAUAUUUAAUAAUAUUCCUUUUCCAGUGCAUGAAUCAAAUUAGAUUUCAGCUCCUUUGUACCUAAAGGCUUUUAUUUGCAGCAAUAAAGUAAACCAGAGAAAAGAAUUACCCAAAAGGGAGGACUGUGGGUUUAUACGUAGAGGUUCAUGGAUUUGAUUUGUGUUUCAAUAUGUUUGCUUGAUCUCCCAGUAAUGGGUGGAUGAGCAUCUCUAAAUUAUGAUGGAAUGUGAGUGUGUGAUGUGGUGAACUGCCAUCCAAUCUAUAGUAUCUCCUUUGUUUAUUUGAUAGGCAACAGGCUCAUCAAGACAGAGUACUGGAUAAGCAUUUAUGAGAAAUGAAAUAUCAUCAGUUAGGAGUAAGGAUAGGAACUGGAUAUUGUGAUAUACAUAAUAUACAUGUUGAAUAUUGCUUAUGUAUUAAAAUAUGUUGAAGACAAUAGGCAGCAUAGAUGGGAUGGCCUAUUACACAUGCAGCUGACAUUACAUUAGAAUUACUUGUUUUACAUAUGGAAGGUCCUGUCAUAGAAAUGUAUAAUAAUACAGACUGAUGCUUUUGUA
Molecule: messenger RNA, 6208 nt
Organism: Brienomyrus brachyistius
Lineage: Eukaryota; Metazoa; Chordata; Actinopteri; Osteoglossiformes; Mormyridae
Product: AT-rich interactive domain-containing protein 5B-like
Exons: 10
Coding region: 46-3555 (1169 amino acids)
Biological process (GO): regulation of transcription by RNA polymerase II
Cellular component (GO): nucleus
Molecular function (GO): transcription cis-regulatory region binding
Source: RefSeq, a predicted model, not a curated record